AUGUUAGCGCCACCACUGCUAUUCCUAGCUCUUGCUGUCGUUCUUGCUGUCAUUCAAGCCGUAUACACGAGAGCCAAGAGAAAGAAGCUUCCCGAGGGAGUUCGCCGUCUCCCCGGGCCAAAAGGUCUGCCCUUCAUUGGUCGGGUCCAUGAUGUCCCUCCAGAGGCAACAUGGCUCAAAUUUUAUGAGUGGUCCAAGACAUACGGGCCUAUCUACGAAAUGGAAAUCUUUGGCACUUCCCACGUCUGGAUCUCAGAUGAGAAGAUAGCUCACGACCUUCUUUCCAAGCGCAAUGCGGUUUACUCUGAUCGUCCAGUUAUUCCCAACCUGCCGGAUAACCGCACAAGCGGUGACUAUCUCGCGCUGCUGGGGAGGACAGAUACGUGGAAGCGCCAGCGCAAACUCUGCCAUCACCUCAUGACUAUCAGUGAGAAGUCGUCUCUCCAUGGGUACCCCACACAGGAGCGAGAUAGGUUCCUGUAUCUCAUGUCCCAAGACAGUGAUAACUACAUCGAGUGGAUCGAACAGUUUACCAGCCGGACUGUCUCCCGUCUUGGCUGGGGAAGCCCACACCCUGCCAAGAUUCUGCGCAAGACGACAUUUGGGCUUCUCGAGACCAUUUCCCCCUCCGGCGCCCUGCCGAACGUCAUCAGCUGGCUGGCUCAUGUUCCUGCAUUUAUGAGUCCAUGGAAGAGAAAGGAGCGCGCAAGGCACGAGCUGGAAGAGCGGCUAUUUAAGAUGAAUGUCGGUUUCGUGGAGAAGGGAAGGCUGACUGGAGACGCCAAACCGAGCUUCAUAAGGACGUUCUUGGAUGACCAAGAGAGGAACACCAAGGGGCUAGAUGAGAAAGACUGGAUGACAUCCACAGCUUCCGACAAGGGCGAGGCAAUGUACACGGUCGGCUUGAUGGCUAUUGCCGGUGCGCUUACAAUCGGCAGCCCUGUCCAGAGCUACUUGCUCGCCAUGUGUCAUUAUCCGGACUGGCAGGCGAAGUUGCAACAGGAGAUUGACUCGGUUUGUGAGGGGCGGUGUCCCCAGUGGGAGGAUCGGGAGAAGCUCCCUCUUCUCAGAGCUGUGGUGAAGGAAGUACUCCGUUGGCGGCCACCUGUCCCGACUGGGAUCCCGCAUGCUACCGAGAAAGACGACGUGUACAACGGAUACUUCAUCCCAGCUGGGGCAACGAUCCAUGCACUAGAAUGGGGAAUCACUCGUGAUGAAAGUCUUUACCCAGAGCCAGAGGCUUUUAACCCAGGUCGCUGGCUCUCGAAGGAAUAUCCGACCUAUCGCGAACCGCUCACCCAGCACCCAAACCUUAAUGGCUACUCUCAGUUCGGCUUCGGCCGCCGCACUUGCCAGGGCGUGCCCAUUGUGGAACAGGAUCUCUUCCUGACCAUGGGUGGCAUGGCGUGGGCCUUCGACAUCCGGAAACGGCGCGAUCCCAAGACUGGCGAGGAGAUGCCUGUACACUGGAACAGCUUCACCCCGCUGCUGAUCGCGAAGCCUGUCAAGUUCCCGUUUGAGGCUGUUCCGCGGGGAGGGGAGGCCAAGGUGAAGACGCUGAGGGCAAUGUGGGAGGCGGCCAAGGAGGAGGAUGAGGAGCUCGUGCUGAACAAGGAUGGCAGCCUGGAGCAUGUGACCAAGAAGUCUGAACAAGGGCUUCGCAAGCAUUGCGAGGAAUUGGGAGAGAUGGAUGACCGGAGUGACAGCGAUCAUGAUGUUCUGAUCAACGUGCGCGAGUCUUCCUCGGAGUCGGGUGAUGCAUCGAGUUGA
Messenger RNA from Diaporthe amygdali, 1770 nucleotides. RefSeq lists its product as uncharacterized. The transcript has 3 exons. The record is from RefSeq and is a predicted model, not a curated record. Gene Ontology annotation, molecular function: oxidoreductase activity, acting on paired donors, with incorporation or reduction of molecular oxygen; monooxygenase activity; iron ion binding. The coding region runs from base 1 to 1770 and encodes 589 amino acids. Lineage: Eukaryota; Fungi; Ascomycota; Sordariomycetes; Diaporthales; Diaporthaceae.